Messenger RNA from Trichophyton rubrum CBS 118892, 846 nucleotides. RefSeq lists its product as uncharacterized. The transcript has a single exon. The record is from RefSeq and is a predicted model, not a curated record. NCBI's taxonomy places the organism in Eukaryota, Fungi, Ascomycota, Eurotiomycetes, Onygenales, Arthrodermataceae. The coding region runs from base 1 to 846 and encodes 281 amino acids.
AUGGCUUCGUCAGGGAAGGAGACACCGGAGGGUGACUCCAUGUUGCUGAUAGGGCUCCCGGAAGGCACACCCCAGAUCCAAUAUACCGAUAUGAAUCGACUCUACAACUCGGUGGAGAGACGGGCAGCGGCAUGUUGCUCAGAUGAUACAUUGAGCCCCUUCAUUGUUGUGCGAGAUAUACCGCGUACCAUUCUCCAAGAUCUCGACGAUAAAUACCCGGACAAACCCCCGAAGGUCAGUGGAGAUAUCCCUGGAAAUAUAAUAGUUGUCGAGGUUAUGGCUAAGCCGCCUCAUGAAACUGCAGCGUGGGCGUUGACGGGCUAUAUUGACCAUGAAGUUAUCAAUAUGGACCUUCAUGAAGAUAUAAUUAUUACUGGGGCUAGUAGAGUAGAGAAUGAAGACAAGAGUUUUGUCAAAGGUCCUGACGGUAGCUUCACGCUCCGGCACCACCACUGGCCCAUUUUAGCUAUCGAAGCUGGGCCUUCAGAGACAGAAGCUAGGCUGGUCAUUGACGCAAGACGAUGGUUGGAAGCAAAAGGCUCUGAGACAGAAACUGUCAUCACAAUACAAGUUGACCGGGAGCAUCCUCACAUAUCUUUCAAGAGAUGGCAGCACUCCGAGCGGCAGAGAGUUACGCAGUCAACUCAACAACCGGCCAAGGUAGUAGAGCAAGUGGACGUCUCUUACCACAACUCGGUCACCAAUGUUACAGGGGAAAUGGCUAUAUCAUUUCGGGCCAUCGCUGGUCGUGAGCCGCAUAGCUCCAAGGAGAAGAGCAUUGUCAUUACAAAGAGUAUUUGUGAAAGCAUAGCUAGGAGGGUGUGGGUAGCUCAGGAAUUUCUGUAA